Epinephelus lanceolatus (giant grouper) is the source of this 1374-nucleotide messenger RNA. RefSeq names its product mpv17-like protein. Gene Ontology annotation, biological process: mitochondrial ribosome assembly. The record is from RefSeq and is a predicted model, not a curated record. Gene Ontology annotation, cellular component: mitochondrion; cytoplasm; membrane. NCBI's taxonomy places the organism in Eukaryota, Metazoa, Chordata, Actinopteri, Perciformes, Serranidae.
CAUGUGCGUCUGAGCAGAGAGCCGCACAGCUAACUCUGUGCUGUGGUCUCAACUUCAACACUUCACCAAGUGAGAGAAAUCUGUGGAUGUGUUUCUCACAGCCUCUCCACAGUCUGCUGCAGAUUGUUGCUUCGUCUGACGCUUCCUUUACAUCCUCCACAUAUGGUGUUUUCUCAGACUCUUCUCCAGCCGGCUGAUAAAGCUCUUAUCACACUUGUUCUCUGCAACAGUGGCAGAACUUUGACCCGGUGAGAAGUCCUUCAUCUCAGCUCCUCCUCCUCUUAGUACAACAGAGCCAAUCAGAAAAUAGUUUUGUGUCUCUUUGGCUUUGAAAACAUAAGGAGAGGGUGAGAGGAGCUACGCUGAAAGAUCUCUCACCAUGAACCGGGCCUGGGCUGCGUUCAGGGCUCACCCGUACAUCAGUAACGUCCUGGGAUACACAACGCUGUUUGCCUCCGCUGACCUCAUUCAACAAAGCGUGCUGGGUGGGAAACACACUGCAGGAUCUGCAUCAGAGGACUCGGCUGGCAUCGACUGGUGUCAGACGGCUCGGGUGGCGACUGUCGGCUUCUGUUUCCAUGCCAACUUCAACUACCACUGGCUCCGUUGGCUGGAGAGGAUGCUGCCUGGAGGCGGAGUGAAGGCAGUGACUGGGAAAGUUGUGGUGGAUCAGCUGGUCGCAGCUCCUCUCACCAUCAGUGCCUUUUAUAUCGGUUUAAGCUUACUGGAAAACAAAGAUGACCCGCUUGGAGACUGGAGGCAGAAAUUCUGGACAUCUUACAAGACCGGAGUGGUAUACUGGUCAACGAUGCAGGCUGUGAACUUUGCCUUCGUCCCCCCUGUGGCUCGGACAGCAUUUGUGGGAGGCAUCGCACUGACUUUCACCAUCUUCUUGUGUCACCUCAGGCAGCAGAGCGGCCACAAACUGGAAUAAACAUGAGAUCCUCGACUCAGUGAUGCAAGUUUUUGUACUGACUGUCUGUGACGUUAGAAAAGGCUUAUUUAAGGGAAGAAUUCAGUUGCACAGUCAUUACAUUUACUGAGAAAACAAAGGAGGAUUCCUAAAUAAGCUAAAGGUCACGUCUCUGUGAAUCAGCUGAUUAGCCCACAUCGGUUUUUGUUCAGCUGUGAUGAGUUUCAACUUCCCCAUCUCCAAACACACUACUGUAUCCAAAUGCGAAUUACAAUGAUGCAAUAGAGUUUAAUCCCUCUGUUAUUCAUGUGGGUGUAAUCUUUUCCUCAGAAAACAGAGAACAACUGAGCCGUUAAAUCCUCAUUUACUGUAACUGCCACAGUUUCAGUGCCUCAUACACUGCAAUAACUUGAUGUUGUCAUACAUUUUUUAACCAAUAAAUGUAAAAUGGGUGUUGUUUA